Molecule: messenger RNA, 381 nt
Organism: Penicillium pulvis
Lineage: Eukaryota; Fungi; Ascomycota; Eurotiomycetes; Eurotiales; Aspergillaceae
Exons: 2
Coding region: 1-381 (126 amino acids)
Source: RefSeq, a predicted model, not a curated record
AUGGUCCUACACAACAUCGGUCUCCGCAUGGGCGGCGCGUCGAGCGCUGUGUUUGCCGCCCAGGGCGUGUUUCUCCUGGGGAAUGCUUUCUACAGCAUCAUGUUUCCGUCUUCUGUAGCCAACUUUCCAGGCUCAUCGCUGAGCGGCACACCUGAAGGGGCAGUCCAAUGCAUUGGCUUGACCUCUCUUGCUCUGGGGACAUACUAUCUGAUUUCGACCUACCAGCGUGACACUCUCAUUAUGGCUUCUUCCGUGCCUUCCCGCCUUGUGGCCGCAUUUGUGAUGUAUCGAGCUGGCCCGCAUUGGGUUCAAACUGCAGCCUUUGAAGUCGCAAUGGCUAUAGCGGCUAGUGCAGCACUUAUUUGGGAUCGGUAUAUGUAG